This is a messenger RNA of Amblyraja radiata (thorny skate), 5702 nucleotides long. RefSeq names its product kelch-like protein 31. The coding region runs from base 384 to 2303 and encodes 639 amino acids. Gene Ontology annotation, molecular function: protein binding. The record is from RefSeq and is a predicted model, not a curated record. Gene Ontology annotation, cellular component: nucleus. The transcript has 3 exons. NCBI's taxonomy places the organism in Eukaryota, Metazoa, Chordata, Chondrichthyes, Rajiformes, Rajidae.
AAGGAAUGGGUGACGUUUCAGAUCGAGAACCUUGCUCUCUUGAAGACUUCCACUUGAGCAACAGGGGAGAGAAUGGUAGGAUUAGAUUAAGAAGCGGCCAGUGCAGUAUAAAUAGAAGCUUGAAUCUGUUGGGGGCCAAUGGCCAGUUUCUAUGCUGCAAAUACUUUGUAAUAUAUCCAACCAAUGUUAUAAACAGUCUCCAGUUCCCAUAAUACCACAGCUUCUUGCUGGAGUGAGAUUUUUUUUACAACGUCAGUGAGUUGAGCGUUUUGUCAUCCAAUCCUCACUAUCUCCUAGCUCCUCCAAGACCUGUGCACGGAAUUGGAGUUCUCUCCUGAAAGCACCUCUCGGCAAGUUUUACUAGCUAAGACUGGAUUGUCAAAAUGGCACCGAAGAAAAAAAGUACCAAAAAAAAUAAAAGUGAGAAGAAUGAAUUACCAAAAAUAAGCAUUGUUGAGGAAACAACUAUUGAUAUUGACCAACUAAACCACCUUAACACUCUCUUUGAUAGUGGAUCAAAUGGAUUUCGAUGUACAGCCACAGAAAUCUCCAAUCCCAACCAUGGCUCAUUCAUCUUGGAGGAAAUCAGCAGGAUGCGCCAGGAGAGACUCCUUUCUGAUCUCACACUAUCCACUAAAAACAAAUCCUAUUAUGUCCAUAAAGUGGUGAUGGCAGCUUGCAGUGAUUACUUUCGCAACAUGUUAAAGAAAGAUCCAUCUGUUCAAAGUGUAGAUGUCAAUGAUGUAUCAGCUUUAGGGUUGGCCACCGUCAUAACCUACGCCUACACAGGGACACUCAGUUUGUCUCUUUAUACCAUCGGAUGCACCAUUGCUACCGCCACUCAAUUCCAAAUGUAUACCUUGAUCAACAUGUGCACUGACUUCCUUGUUCAAGAAAUUAAUGUAGAAAACUGCAUGUAUAUCUCAAACAUUGCUGGAACAUAUGGACUUAACCAGGUUAAAGAGUCAGUGAGGAAAUUCAUCCGUGAAAAUUUCUUGGAGUUUUCAGAGAAUGAUCAAUUUAUGAAGCUGACUUAUGACCAAAUUAGUGACUUGUUAAUGGACGAUUGUCUUCAACUGCCCUCUGAGCUCACUGCUUUCCAAGUUGCAAUGAAGUGGUUGCAAUUCGACUCCAAGAGGGUGAAGCAGGCAGCUGAUUUGUUGAGUAAUAUCAGAUUUGGUACCAUUUCAGCUCAUGAUCUGGUCAGUCAUGUUCAACCUAUCCCAUGUAUGAUGAAAGAUCCAGAUUGCCAUCGACUCCUAGUUAAUGCCAUGAACUACCAUCUCCUGCCUCAUCAACAGAAUAGGAUGCAGUCUAGAAGAACAAAGCUGAGAGGAGGACAGAAGGCACUGGUAACCGUGGGUGGUCGACCAGCCUUGACUGAGAAGGCUUUGAGCAGAGAAAUCUUAUACCGAGACCCUGAAAAUGGAUGGAACAAACUUGCAGAAAUGCCAGCCAAAAGCUUCAAUCAAUGUGUUGUGGUAAUGGAUGGCUUCUUAUACAUGGCUGGUGGUGAAGAUCAAAAUGAUGCUCGAAACCAGGCUAAGCAUGCUGUCAGCAAUUUAAGCAGAUAUGACCCUCGUUUCAACAGUUGGUUUCACCUCUCCAGCAUGCUCCAGAUGCGAACUCACUUCAGCAUGUGCUCCUAUAACGGCCUUCUUUUUGCCUUGGGAGGUCGGAAUUUAGAAGGUCCCCUCGCAUCGGUGGAAUGCUACAUCCCUUCCACCAACCAGUGGCAGAUGAAGGCUCCGAUGGAUAUCGCCCGCUGCUGCCAUGCUUCUGCAUUGAAUGACGGCCAGAUCCUGGUAUCUGGUGGCUACAUCAACAAUGGCUAUUCUCGCACAGUUUGCACCUACGACCCUACAGCAGACGUGUGGAAAAACCGCAGCAGCCUGAGCACCCCCAGAGGCUGGCACUGUUCCGUUACCCUCAGUGAUUGCACCUAUGUGAUGGGUGGUAGUCAGCUUGGGCCACACGGUGAGCGAGUCGAUGUGUUAACGAUUGAACGCUACACUGCCUACAAUGGCCAGUGGAGCUACGUGGCGCCUCUGUCGAUUGGCGUGAGCACAGCCGGGGCAACGACCCUGAAUGACAGAAUCUAUCUAGUCGGAGGGUGGAACGAAAGUACAAAGAAGUACAAGAAUUGUAUCCAAGUCUACAAUCCCGAUCUGAAUGAAUGGAUCGAGGAAGAUGAGCUGCCAGAAGCCACCGUGGGCGUCUCUUGCUGCACCAUCAUGUUACCUAACAACAAACUUCGAGAUUCCAGAGCUAGUUCCGUUGCAUCUGCAGCAAUCAGUAUCUGAUGAGCGUCAUAUUUUUAAUGUGAAACCCCCCCCCUAAUACCACCCGUGUUCAAAAUCCACUCAAGAAUCCAAACCCUGGUGUCCCAUUCUUUGAAUAUUGAUUCUAUCUGAGAUCAGCCAGAAGCAGCGGGUGGAUCUGUCUUAUGACACACAAGGCUCAUCUGUACAAAUGUGUUUGACGAAUCUUUCUACCACUCCAAUUUCAGCCUUAACCUUAAUCUACAAAGUGAAUUGCAGAGAUCUUUUUAUUCUCAAUUCAAGAAAACUUUCGUCAAAUGUAUGUACUGUGAGUAGCCAACAAAUAUCCAUUGAACAAAAUGAAAUGGUUCAUUCUCCGCAGAGUCCUACAAGACACAGUUCCACAUGAACAGCUACUAUCAAAUGUAUUAUUUGAUUCUGUUAUGAAAUAUAAGUGAAGAAUGGAUCAAUUUUUACUUCUGGAAUUCGAACUCAGUAAAGUUGCAUCAAUAUUAACCAACCCGAGUCUGGAAGAGCCCACAAAAUGUAGAAUGCGUUUAAAACAUACGAUUAUGUCUCCAAUUUGGAAGUCAGAUAAAGAACAUCCAUGUCAAUUCUAUUCUCCCUUUUUAUCAUCUCUGAGAUAGCGAACGUUUGUACCCAGAAGGUAAGGUCUUAACUUCUAUUGAUUAGUGAUGGCCGUUCCUCUCCCAAAACCUUUAAAUGGUUUUGGUGAACAUUUAACAGUGUUUAGAUAACGCUCUGGUAACAGUCGAAACAACUGUGAAGGCGUAGAGGUUCCACUUCUGUUGAUCAUUUAAAUUUUUCAUACAAACGUCAAAGACUGCUAUGAAAGGUCAACAAUUUUAAAUUUAUUGUUCGGGCUUACAGAGUUGAUUUUAAAAGGGCAACAUUGAAACAUUAUAAUUACAUUACUGGUUGUGCGAAUGUCAAAAACUGUCGAGUUUGAUCAUCUUUGCAAUAAAAGUAAAGGCUGCGAAAAAGCAUUAAUAUUUGAAAUCAACCGAGUAACGUUAGUUUUCAAAACGUAGAAUUUAUAUAUUAAGAAGAGAAGGUAUGUUGUAAUUCCAGAGUUUAUGGGAGACAGGAUGCCCUAAAUCACUUCCUAAAGCAUGUUUUAAACUAUAAAGUGAGAAAAAAUUGAGAAAACAGAUGUUUGGAUCAAAUGGUUCAGAUGUUAUCUGCACCUUCAUUUUUAUACUUCCCUCUCCCAACUAAAUUGAAAUUAAUUUUCCUUCUCCUUUAAUUUUUUUUUAAAGUGUUAAAAUCGAUUUGAUUUCCUUGGUGGAAAUGAUAAUAAUCCAUUUCAAAAAGACAAGUCACAAAUCAAAGUACUGGAAAUACACAGCAGGUGGUGUGGCAGUGGAGAGAGAAAAAUAAAGGUAGUCUUUAAGGUCUUCUUCAGAAUUAGGAAAACAUUGGUUUACGUUAAGAAACGGGAGGAGCGGAUUGGAGAAAACAAAGUGGAUAUUUGUGAUAGGGUGGAGACAGGGUUGGUCUAUUGAUGCAAUGUUUUCCAAAGCCAUCAACAUUAAUAGAUAUGAAUGAGAGCUGUUAAGAGUGAGAGAGGAGAAAACAAACCUGGUGCUGCGAUUACAGAACAUUUGCUGGAAAUUAUGCCAAAGUUGGUGACUUUGCAUCAGAACCGGUCAGUUUUCAUAUAAACAGGAUAGGCAGGAUAUCUGAUAUUCUUGAAUUCACUGUUGAGCCCUGCCCAUUGUUAUAUGUCAAAAUAGAAGAGGAAUUCCAUUGUGCAAUCAUUCUCUGGGCUCCAUUGAAAUGGUACAGGAAGUCAAAGGCAGAAAGAUGAGAGUAAAAAUUAAAGUGACAGGUAACUUUGAACUUUAACCUCCUCCACUUUUUCCAAUGAAGCCCAAAAUAAGCUCAAGGAACAAAACCUAAUUUUCUUCCUAGCCAUAUUGCUUUCCUUGGAGCUCAACAUGGAGUUCAAUGUUUUAGAUAACCAGCGUUUCCUACUUGUAUCAGAACUGGGCAGUUCAGAUGCUGUCUGAUCUGCUGAAUACUUCCAGCAAUCUUUGGUUGUUCUGCAUCUCACAAUUCUAGCAUGCAUUUUAUUCUCUCUCCUCAACCUUCCUCAAUCAUCUAUUAACUUAAUGGCUUCAUUAUUUCAACUGUACAACCUUGCCUUCAACCUAUCACAGAUAUUCCCUUUUUCUCUCUAAAUCCCCCUACACCUUAACUUAAAACAAAUCAAUUUCUCACUUUUCCAGUUCUGACAAAGGGUUAUUAACCCAAAACAGUGAAUGAUUUCCCUCUCUUCUCAGGUGGUGACUGACCCGCUGAGUAUUUCCAGCAUUUUCUUUUUAUUUCAGAUUUCCAUUAUCUGCAAGGUUUGACUGUCAAGAUACAGGAUAAAUUAAGAAUUGGGAGAGAAAAAGUUACAUACCUGUAGUGUUAAUCCAGCCUUCCUGUAUCCACUGCUGCUUCUAAACCUGAUGGGUGUUUGCAGUAUUUUACUUGUAAUUAUGAAUUGAAAUAUAAAAAUAGGCAGGAUGGGAGAUCAAAACAGCCAUCUCACUAAAUCAACAUCAAGUAUAGAGAAUUGUGCCCACAUUGAACUGCUCUUUUUUUUUAAUUGAAUUCUGUAAAUAAUAAUGAGGAUUGAGCUGAAGAAUUAGUCCCAGGGUAGAAAUAAAAUGAAAUGUAGCCAUAGAGCAAAAUAGAAAGUUAACUGGCUGAUUCAGAUAGCACAAGAACAAAGGAAUCAGAAGGUGGAGUAAACUAACUGUACAUGUUUAACAUUACUGAUGCCACUAUUGCACCCAGAUAGGAUAAAGGACAACUCAUGAAUAAAAAUGAGGGACACAUGGUUCCUGAGGUUGAGCAAUAGUGAGUUCAAAACAUCAGAUCAAUUAUGUAGCAAAUUAAAUACUAUUCAUCAGGUUACAAAUUUAAGAUAAAGACUCUUAAAUUUGCUUUAGUGAAAUUACUGGCUCACAGCAAAAUAUAACACAAAAUGCAAAAUAAUUAAUAAAUAAUUUGGGCGGCACAGUGACACAGCAGUAGAGUUGCUGCCUUACAGCACCAGAGACUGAUCCUGACUGCGGGUGCUGUCUGUACGUUUUCUGUGACUGCGUGGGUUUUCUCCGGGUGCUCCGGUUUCCUCCCACAUUCCAAACACGUACAGAUUUGUAGCUUAAUUGGCUGCUGUGAGAAUUGUAAAUUGUCCCGAGUAUGUAGGAUAGUGUUAGUGUACGGGGUGAUCGUUAGUUGACGCGGUGGGGCUGAAGGGCCUAUUUCCGCACCAUAUCUCUAAACUAAAGAAAGAUUAAUUAUAGGAAGGGGGAAAAAAUGAUAGGACCUACCAUGUUCUGUUUGCAAUAAUCGAGAAGAGAUGUAAAUACCAACGGUGGCAAAGGCGUGAGCGUGGUCUAACCCCCUCCAUUAAAAUGCAGAAAA